Molecule: messenger RNA, 777 nt
Organism: Gastrolobium bilobum
Lineage: Eukaryota; Viridiplantae; Streptophyta; Magnoliopsida; Fabales; Fabaceae
Exons: 3
Coding region: 87-530 (147 amino acids)
Source: RefSeq, a predicted model, not a curated record
UUACUAUAUAUGCAUAAUCCACCCAUCAACAAUUUUAUUCUUUUCCUUCUUCUUAUCCUCCUUCUUCUCCUUCAUGUUCUUGAAGAAUGAGAUUGAUGGCUGUUAACUAUACUUUCUCAGCUCAAAUCUCAAUUCAGAAACAUGGUUCAUUUCUAAAAUAUGCAAAAAAAGAGUUGAUGUACAAACGCAGCUCUGUCCCACAGAAAAAGGCACCAGUUGGUCCAGUACUACUAAGGAUCUCAGCAUCCAUCAAGAACAAGGUUUAUGAAGAUCAAUCUGAGGGCAUAAUUUGCUAUGAAGAUGAGAAUGGAGAAAUAAUUUGUGAAGGGUAUGAUGAAGGGCCUCGUUAUCAACGAAUUUCAAGGCCAACCCAUCAUCCAAGGGAUGCUGAAAUAAUGAAUCUUCUACUACAACUAAGUUGUCUUCAGAUUGUUAAAGGGGAAGGAAUCAAUCAUGCAGUUGAAAGUGUUCAUCUGCAAGAGGAUUUAACUGCAAUAAAUGGCUUUAACUCAAUUGGCCAAUCUAUCUAGCCUUUGUCAUACUCGAAAAAGCUCUGAACAGUUAUGUGCAGUGCUUGUAGUUGUAUGUAUCAAAAUGGUGAAUCAAAUUAGCACAUGUAUAGGGGGUUCGUUCAUACAAUUUGUACAAGUUAAUAAUGUCAAUGCUUUUUCUUAAUUGCUUUUCCUUUGCAAUCAGUUCAUACAGUUGUUUAUUAGUAUUUUAGAUUAUCUGAUAGAAGAGAAAGGGAAUAAUGAUGACUUCUUAUCACACAGCAAA